GGGUUAGUAAAAGUUGGGAGAGGAGCUCCAGAGAGAGAAAGAGAGAGAGAGACUGGAGGAGAGAGAGAGAGAGAAAGAGGGGACGAUUCAUCGGCUUUAUGGCGAACACUAAACACUGGCUGAUAAAACGCUUCUUCUGUUGUUGACUCGGUCUGCAGACAGACACAGAGACAGACAGAGAGAGAGACAGACAGACAGACAGAGAGAGACAGCGAGGGAAGCAGAGAGACAGACGACUUUCUCUGAAGUUGCAGCCAGAAGAGGAGCUAUAACGACCUGCUGUAUUUGUGGAUUUGUCAAACGAAGGAGAGGAAAGAAACACAUGAGUUAAAACAAACUAAAAGUUGUAGUUUGGGGGCGUCGUGGUGGACCAGUCGGUAAAUGUUGGGACAUUGUAGGAGAGCAUAAACUGCUCCAGCCAACGGUCGCUCGCUCGACGGUUGGUCGAGCUGUCAAACACCCGAUGACGACUGCAAACUGCCCCGGCAACGAGGAGCUGGACUUCAGGCUGAUCUUCGGAGAGGACGGCCAGCAGCAGCCGCUAGGCCCCGCAGAUCUGGAGCCUGAUGACAACACGUCGUUCUACAUCCUAAAUGUGGGCCAGCCCCAGUCUAUGGUCACCAACCACCAGUCUAUUGGCCUGCCUCGUCAUGGCAUGCAGUCCCACUCCCAGAUCAUCAGCACUUCCCCACGCCUUCACUCACACAAACCGGGAUCUGAGCCUCCGUGCUAUGAGGCACAUGACUCCAAGUACGGCAGCUCCCCUCUGCUGCCCUCCGCUGCUGUGGAGGCACCGAAGGCCUUUGAGUGCCCCAGUAUCCAGAUCACCUCCAUCUCCCCCAGCUGCCAGCAGGAGAUGGAUGCCAAUGAGGAGGAUAUGAGGGCCAAUGGCCCUGAUGGGGACUACCAUGGCGAGAGGCCCCUGUCCAGAGACCACCUGUAUUUGCCCCUGGACCACUCGUACCGGGACUCUUCGCUCAGCCCUAGUCCAUGCAGCAGCCUCUCCUCUAGGAGCUGGUUCUCUGAUGCGUCCUCCUGUGAAUCAUUCUCACACGUCUACGACGAUGUUGACUCAGAGCUAAAUGAAGCGGCAGCCCGGUUCACCCUGGGCUCCCCGCUUACAUCCCCAGGCUGCGUCUCCCCUCAAACCAGCGGCGUGGUUUUGGAGGAGCAGCCCCACUGGCAGCACCACCACCCCGCCUUCGUGCACCACUCCCACUCCAUCAGCCUGUCACCUCGACAGUCGCCCUGUCACUCGCCACGCACCAGUGUCACAGAUGAAAACUGGCUUAGCCCACGGCCACCCUCCAGGCCGUCCUCACGUCCCACCUCGCCCUGUGGCAAGAGGCGCCACUCUAGCGCCGACAUCUGCUACCCCGUCUCAUUGUCUCCUCAUCACUCACCCUCGCCCACGCCAGGACCUUCACCUAGGGGCAGCGUGACAGAGGACACCUGGGUUGGCAGUCCUUCUGUCGGCAUGUCACCCUUCCAGUGCUGCCCGUCUGAAGCAGACAUCCCAUCCAAGACAAGGAAGACCUCACAGGACAGAACAUCUAUGCAGACGGGGAAAGGGGAGCUGGGGCUAGAUGACCAAGGAAAUAUGUCUCCUAAUCUAGACUCUCCGUCAGACGAGGGCCUGCACAGCCUGAAGAAGGACGGGCCCGGGGAGCAGUUCCUCUCAGUGCCCUCUCACUUCUCAUGGAAUAAACCCAAACCUGGUCAUACACCUAUAUUCAGGACCUCCUCACUGCCUCCUCUAGAUUGGCCGCUGCCAAGCCAGUUUGGCCAGUAUGACCUGAAGAUAGAGGUGCAACCCAAAGCCCACCACCGAGCGCACUACGAGACUGAGGGCAGCCGAGGAGCCGUCAAAGCAGCGUCCGGUGGCCACCCGAUCGUCAAGCUCAUUGGCUACAGUGAGAAGCCCAUCAACCUGCAGAUGUUCAUCGGAACAGCAGACGACCGUUACUUGAGGCCGCACGCCUUCUACCAGGUGCACCGGAUCACCGGGAAAACCGUCGCCACAGCCAGCCAAGAAAUUGUAGUCACCAGCACCAAAGUUCUCGAAAUUCCUCUCCUGCCUGAAAACAACAUGACGGCCGGUAUCGACUGCGCUGGCAUCCUUAAGCUGCGGAACUCGGACAUCGAGCUGCGGAAGGGGGAGACGGAUAUAGGGAGAAAGAACACGCGGGUCCGCGUGGUGUUCCGCGUGCACAUCCCUCAACCCAAUGGGAAGGUGCUGUCGCUGCAGGCCGCCUCGAUUCCUGUGGAGUGCUCCCAGCGUUCGGCUCAGGAGCUGCCCCAGGUGGAGAAAUCCAGCCUGACCAGCUGUCUGGUUAGCGGGGGAGAAGAAAUGGUCAUCACCGGCUCCAACUUCUUCCCAGAGUCCAAGGUCAUCUUCCUGGAGAAAGGCCCUGAUGGACGACCACAAUGGGAAGUUGAGGCAAAAAUACUGCGUGAGAAAACUCAAGGAUCGUGCAUCGUGGUGGAGGUCCCUCCCUACCACAGCAAGUCUGUGGGCUCAGCUGUGCAGGUGCAGUUUUAUGUCUGCAAUGGCAAGCGGAAAAGGAGCCAAUCGCAGCGCUUCACUUACCUGUCAGUCAUGGUGAAACAGGAGCACAGAGAAGAGCUGGACCUCUCUGCAGUACCCCCUAUGUCCAUGCCCCUGGCACAUGCUGCCAGUCUGGUGCGCACCCAGCUGCCUUCUCCUGAGCAGUGCCACCCAUCGGACGGCCUUCUGUCCAGCUCCCCUCACGGCCUGGCCGCCGGCUCCGGACCUGGCCUGCUACCCCUGCAGGCCCCCUGCCCCUCCCUAGGCUCCCCGUCUUUCCAGCACCUGUCUCACCUCCAGGGCCGCAGCUUGCACCACCCACCCGCAGACUGCCACAUGACGUUCCACCCGAGCUCUGCCCCUGCUCCUCUUCCUGCUCCUCCCCGGCCCUCCUACCAGCCUAUGCAGCACAGCCACGGUCACAGCCAUAGCCUGCCCUACAACGGCCAGUCCAGCCUUCCUCCUCAGGGCUACGAGAGGAUGCCCUUUCAGCACAGCCCCAGUGCAGCGUCUCACCCAAUGAGCAUGGGAAUGGUGUACCCUUCCUCCCCUUGCUCUUCACCCUCAGCUCCCUCCUCUUCAACUACCCACCCCAUUGCUGGUUCUCCCCAGAGCCAGCAAUCAAUGCUCAACCCGUCAUCCCCACACAUGCACACACUCGGAGGCUAUCACUGCUCCCCGAAUCCCACCCAGGUGCCCUCUCCUGGUGGCCACCCCCUCAUGGGGCAGCACUCCUCCCAACUGCAGAGGGCUAUGGGCUACCACCCGGUAAGUCAAAGGUCAGCCUCCUGUCCCACACCGUCCAGCGUCCCUGCUCCAAGGAUGAUCCCCUCUCCCCACUCUGGGCCUUCUUCCCCUCAGCUCCACUCGCUGCCCUACCACUCUCCCACCUCAUCCUCCCCCACCUCUUGUGGCAGUCCUCUGGGGCCCAUGCAGCAGCAGCAUUCAGGACAGCCCUCUCCCCAGGCUACGAGCCCGGUCAUGGCCAGCCUGUCCCCGGUGGCAGCAGGGCCUCUGGUUCACCCUCUAAGCCCGCAGGGGCACUUCCCCUCGGAGAGAGACGGAGAGAGACUGAACAUCAAGCAGGAGCCGGAGGAGAAGGAGCCCACCUUCCGCACCAUCGGCCUACAGGACAUCACGCUGGACGACGUGAAUGAAAUCAUCGGCAGAGACAUGUCCCAGUCCCCCAGCACUCAUGGUCCUCCAUCAGCACACAACCAGUCAUAGCCCAGCCCACGCUCAGGCCCUGACGCAGCCUUCUGGGUCGUGAACCACCCCCUCUAACUCUUGACCCCGGACCAACCGGUCCUGGUCCAGGUGCUGGUCUUGUGUGCGAUGAGACAAGAGGGCAGAUGGAAAUAAGAAAGAUCGUGGUCAAAGACAGAAUACAGUUGGAGAUGGACCUGCUAGACCAGCAGCCUGACAAGAAGACACUCUCAUUUGUCUCCUAUUUCAUUUAAAACUAUUUCUCUUAUUAAGGGAUUUAGAUACUCACAACUUCACACAGAUUAAAGAGAAAGGUGAGCAGGAGAAUAAUGUUGAGUUACAGCGAGGUUGAAACGGUUGGAGAAUAAGACCCGUCCCUCUUCAUUAGGUGUGUGCCUGCCUGCCCUCUCAAAGCCCCGCUGUCUUCCUGGCCAAUCAGCUCUCCACAACUGUGGAGCUCUCGUUUGUUUUUUAAAUAACUCUCUGUAGUGGAGACAAUACAACAGCGUGUGUUGUCUUCCCCCUCUCACCAGCAUCGACCUUCACGAAUGAAGACGUCUCGAGACAUAUAAGCAUAAGAGAAACGCAGGAGUGCACAGUGUUCUCGCAGGAAGCCAGAGAAGGUUGUUUCAGUACUCUGAAGUGAAAGAGGCAACAUUUCUUUUAUUGGAUACUAAAACGCUGCAAAAUAUUGUGGGUUUCUCUGAGCGAGCAACAGCAAAAGUGUUGCAUGAUGUAGCUAAACUAAUCACACUUGGAAAAUCAAUUACUAGCUGUAAAAUUGCAUUACCAAAUUCAAAUCAAACCACCCUGAAGGAUCAGAAUUUCAAUUAUCAGUAAAAAAAAAAAAUUGGAAACUGGCUGAACAAUCCCAGUUUUUCGUUCUUGGCUCAGUGACGACGACACUGUCCACUCCACUUGUUUUUCUCCCUUUUUUUAAUGAUAAGCCCAUUCAGGUCUGGAGUGCAGGGGCCCGGCAGGGAGGACUCCUCCGGCGCUGGUCUGGGAUCUGCAACCUGCAACAUUCCACAACUUUUAGUAACCUUGCAGCCGUGUAGAUAUCUGUACAUGAACCCCCGCUCCCCCCUCUCUCUCUUCCUCCUUCUGUCUCUUCAUCAUUUACCUCCCUCUCCUGUGUUUCUUUAUUCAAGUUGAACAAAUGCCUUAUUAACACUUAGCAGCUUUGAAUGGUAGCUAAAGCUUUUGCUGUUGUUGUUGUUGUUGUUGUUGUUGUUGUUUUGCACAGCUGGCUUUGAGUGUGACUAUAAUAUUGUUUCGGAAAGAUGACUUCAUGAAUCCUGACGAGGGAUGAGUGGGUUUCAGGACUGAGUUAGCCCUCUAAUUUUCAAAGAUAUUUGAAGAUGCCCCGUUAUUUCCACGUUACAGAGAAGGUCGUCUGAAAUUUCUUUUUCAUGCAAUAACUCCCCAAAUCUCCCAGGGGCCCUUGUGUGCCUUCAAAUUCCUAACAGCCACCAUACCUGUUGAUGGCGUGACAUAUAAUGGGAAAAUGAUCUGAUGAAAAGUAUUUUAUACAUAAAGAUGUUUAUAUAUUGCAUUUAUGUAUUGUCCCCCACCCCCUUUAAUGAACAAGGUAAAAAAAAGAAAUCCCAACAUCUGGAUGCACUUCCCCUGUUUGCAACAAUCAAUGUUUGCUGUUCGCAAUCAAACUCCUUAAUCGUCUCCAGAAUGGUGUCUACUCACGAUGAUGUAUUCAUAUUUCUUAUUCUGACAGAUAUGCAGUGCCUGUACGGCAGCAAUAACACAGUCUCGAGGACAGUCGGGCGUGGAUGUGAACGGACAGAUUUCCUUUGGCUUUUGUUUGCCUUAAGCUUGACAAUGAUGCUCCUGCAUGUGAGAGCUGAGGAGUAUCGCUUAUGACGGUUUGAAGUCAGUUUCCAGGUGAAAGUGAUUCUGCUAUGCAUUACGAUUCUGCCUAAUGCCUUUAAAAACGAGGAUAUAAAAAAGACAAAAAAGAAAAAAACAGACCUUGAUGCCUAUAGAAGUAGACUUGUUGUAGAUGCUUGAUUGAUUGUGUUAGCAUCCUGGAGUU
This is a messenger RNA of Sebastes umbrosus (honeycomb rockfish), 5804 nucleotides long. It is a transcript of the gene nfatc3a, whose product is annotated as nuclear factor of activated T cells 3a. Bases 464 to 3775 code for a protein of 1103 amino acids. The record is from RefSeq and is a predicted model, not a curated record. Gene Ontology annotation, molecular function: DNA-binding transcription factor activity, RNA polymerase II-specific; transcription factor binding; RNA polymerase II cis-regulatory region sequence-specific DNA binding. The transcript is spliced from 10 exons. Gene Ontology annotation, cellular component: transcription regulator complex. Lineage: Eukaryota; Metazoa; Chordata; Actinopteri; Perciformes; Sebastidae. Gene Ontology annotation, biological process: cytokine production; regulation of transcription by RNA polymerase II; calcineurin-NFAT signaling cascade.